UGCUAUCAAACCGUGCCAACAACUAAGGUGGUUACGUGUCUCCGGCAAUGUUGAAAAAUCAAGGUUUCGAAGCGUCCUAUAUUAAAAACUGAUCGGUCAAACAGACGAUGAUUCGCAAUAUUUUUUAACGGAAAGAAUCUUGUGGGUUUUUUUUUUUAAAGCGAGUUCGUAUUUAAUUCAAAUUUGAUACGUGUUAUUUUUAACUUAAAUUUAAUAUAAAUAUAUAUUUUGGGGUUUUAUUUCAAUAGUUGAAAUGCUGUCAAAACUAUUGGUGUUAUUUGGCUUCUGUGUCUGCAUGUGCGAGUCGUACAUUAAACGGGAGGCUUACAUCAUCAUCGUUCCAAGUCAGGAGAAGACGUGCUUCUCAAAAAUCUUCACCCAGAGCAUCAAGGUCAUCUUCGAAUACAGAGUCAUCGCGGGAGGCAAUCAGGACAUUGACACGAGGAUCAUCUCCCCUAAUGGUCUCGUCAUCUACAAGGAGCUGAAGAGCAAAGGCGACGAGGUAUCUUUCAAUGCUCAGAACGGUGACUUCAAGUUCUGCUUUAGGUAAGCUCAUUCUUACAAUCGUGUGUAACAGGUCCCCCCCCCCUUUUUUUCCCCCAGGGCUUAUUCAAACACUUUCUUACAAUGUUUACAAUUAUUUUGUAUGAAAAGGCCUGCUCCGAUGUAUUUAAAUGACACCCAAGUUAACUUUUGUAUGGGGAAAUAAUCCCUAACAGUUUAAUCGUCGUUAAAGUAGCUAACACGGAAUGUUUGUCAGAGUCAAAAUAAUUUUAAAAAUAAAAUGGAUUUCGCUUUCUGAUUUUUGACUUUGUUAGUCCCGUGAAUGUAAAAGAUUGGGUUGGUAUCGAUAUGGUCUUUGUUAACCUUUUGAAUUUAAACGAUUGGGUUGGUUUCGAUACGUCUUCUGUUAGUAAAUGUUUCUGUGAUGGUAAAUGACAGAUGUUGGCGACCUUUAGAUACUUCGCCAGACAUGACACAAUGGCAUGCCGAAGACCAAAAAAAAAAAAAAAUGUCUUAAAAUAUCGUUGAGUAGGUAGACAUAUAGUUUGUUGGAACGCUGCAUGAAUUAGAAAUCUUACUUUAGCAUACAAUAUUACUCAAAGUUUUCUGAAUUUUGGUUUAGUGUCUUGCUUUGGUAUUAGUGUUCUUUAUUGCCCGGGAUUUUGCUUCUCCCGGAAAAAACGGGAUUUAUGUGGGGUCGCCAGCUGAAAUGUUAGGACUAAGAGAUUAAAUGAUUUUUAAAUAGUUUUCUUUUUAAAAUGGUGCCUUGAAAAGUUUGAGUUGCAAUUUCAAUCAUGAGAUUUGAUAUAUAACAAAUAACAUUAUAUUGGAAACAAAAUUACAAAUCUCUUUUUUUUUUUUUUUUUAAAUACUUUUUUCCCGUAGAUGAGUUUAAACACAUUGAAAUAAUGAAAGCAGUUUUCCUAAAAUUCAAUCAUGAGAUUUGAUAUAUAACAAAUAACAUUAUAUUGGAAACAAAAUUACAAAUCUCUUUUUUUUUUUUUUUUAAAUACUUUUUUCCCGUAGAUGAGUUUAAACACAUUGAAAUGAUGAAAGCAGUUUUCCUAAACUUCAUGACACAAAUUAAGGAUGCGCAGAAGGCAGAAGGGUAGUAAGACACUCUAUAAAGCCAAAUAAUCGAAUAAAAUGUAGAAGAAACUUUAAUAAAUUUUUCCUAAUUUUUAAAAAAAUAUUCUCUUCACAGACUUCCUUUGCGUAAAGAAUUUUAAGAUCCCAGGAUACCCUAGUAGGUAUACGGCCCUGUUUUGGUUUAAAUAGGACGGGGGGGGGGCGGGUGUUAAUAGUUUAUUAUUCUAGGCGUAGGCUGUAAAAGAACUUCCCUGCCGGACAUACAUAUAUCUCAAAGCCGCACUUGGCCCAUGAGGCUCCCUUUUCUAUGUGUAACAGCAUAUUUCACCACAGCUAGGACGUUUCAAUUUGAGUAUUUAUUUUUAUUUCAGCAAUGAAUUCUCACAGGUCACCAGCAAGCGCAUUGCCUUUAACAUUCGGCCAUUUGAAGAGGCAUCUCUGUCUGAGGAAGCUGGUUUAAACAAAAGUGCAAACCUCCCCAAGGUCAAGACCGCCCUUGAGGCCUUUUGCGACAACAUCCACUUUCUGAUGACCACAGUGAUGGACUUCCAAAUGAAAUACAUGGUCAGGGAGUCGAUGGGGCGCUACAUCGCUGAAAACCUAAACAAAAGGGUCAUGUGGUGGUCAUUUGGUCAGUCCAUUGUCAUCGUUCUGACUGGAUGCGGGCAGGUGUUAAUUUUCAAGAAAUUCUUUACUGAAAAAAGAGGGUCAAGCAAACCACAAACCUUGACAACAUGAGAAAAAUAUUUUUUUUAAAUUUGUGUUCUAGCAAAUAGCCAUUCGGUCACCUAUCUUAUCACUUCAUUUUAAAAAAAAUUAAAUUAAUUUAUACACAGUUAUUUUUAUUUUAUAUUAAAGUGAGUACAAAAAUAACUUUGAAUUUAACUUAAAACACUUUAUUCAAGCUUGGAGUUUCCUGUAAAUUUUUUAUUUUAAUCUUUAUUUUUCGUUAUAUAUACCGG
This is a messenger RNA of Lymnaea stagnalis (great pond snail), 2555 nucleotides long. The record is from the annotation of a GenBank genome assembly. Lineage: Eukaryota; Metazoa; Mollusca; Gastropoda; Lymnaeidae.